AUGCUCAGCCACAUCGUCCGUCCAAGCAUCCGACCUCUUGUUGGCAUUCGCCCUGCUCGAGCUAUCCAUGGCACUGCGACGCGGCAGACCUCUCCUUCGAAUCCACCUUCCUCCUCUGGCACUCACCCGUUCUCGUUCCUGCCUGCCAAUUCACUCGAGCCCAAGGCGACCCGCACCAAGGGCCUCACCGAGAUCCGCGGGCCAUACUACGCCCCGGUCACGAAGACCUACCUCGACGAGCUGCUCAAAGACUGGGGCGAAUACGUCGAUGGAGUGAAGUUUGCCGGUGGCGCCUUCUCCCUUAUGCCCGAGGACAGGCUGCGCGCGCUGAUCGACACCGCUCACGACCAUGGAUGCUACGUGAGCACGGGCGGCUUCAUCGAGCGCGUCCUUUCCACCUCCGGGGGCGACAAAUCCGUCAUCUCCAAGUAUCUCGCCGCUUGCAAGAACGUGGGGUUCGAUGUACUUGAGAUUUCCUCCGGGUUUCUCUCCAUCCCGACGGACGACUGGGCGUCGCUGAUCGAGUUUACUGCCGCGCACGGGCUCAAGCCCAAGCCCGAAGUCGGCAUCCAGUGGGGUGCAGGAGGCGACGCGUCCGUCGAAGAGCUCGAAUCCGCCGGGACGCGCGACCCCAAGUGGCUCAUCGACCGUGCGAAGGCGUUCAUCGAUGCGGGUGCCUACAUGAUCAUGAUUGAGAGCGAGGGCAUCACCGAGAACGUGAAGAACUGGCGGACGGACGUCAUCUCUGCCGUCACCUCCGCCCUGCCUGCGGAGAAGAUCAUGUUCGAGGCUGCAGACCCAGACGUGUUCGCGUACCACAUCCAGAACCAGGGCGCGCGCGCGAACCUGUUCAUCGACCACUCGCAGGUCGUGCAGCUCGCGUGCCUGCGCCGCGGGAUCUGGGGCACCGGCUCGACGUUUGCGCGCGUCGUCACUUUUGAGGGCGCGGGCGAGCAUUUCCGCAAGGGCGGCAGGGCGGUGCACAACGAGCCGUCUGAGAAGUACUGAGCGCAGGACAGUAGUACAACCGUCAAUUGCAAAAGAAAAGGAGAAGUCUUGACGUAGGAUUCAGUCAGUUCGCAGUGUACCACGUGUAUCAUAGCUUCCUUUCAA
Molecule: messenger RNA, 1113 nt
Organism: Trametes versicolor FP-101664 SS1
Lineage: Eukaryota; Fungi; Basidiomycota; Agaricomycetes; Polyporales; Polyporaceae
Product: coma-domain-containing protein
Exons: 5
Coding region: 1-1008 (335 amino acids)
Source: RefSeq, a predicted model, not a curated record